Loxodonta africana (African savanna elephant) is the source of this 1935-nucleotide messenger RNA. It is a transcript of the gene RNF220, whose product is annotated as ring finger protein 220. NCBI's taxonomy places the organism in Eukaryota, Metazoa, Chordata, Mammalia, Proboscidea, Elephantidae. Gene Ontology annotation, biological process: protein ubiquitination. The record is from RefSeq and is a predicted model, not a curated record. Gene Ontology annotation, molecular function: ubiquitin protein ligase activity; metal ion binding. The coding region runs from base 70 to 999 and encodes 309 amino acids. The transcript is spliced from 11 exons.
CCGAAGGCCGGGGCUGGGGCGGUACCGCGCGGCGGCCACGGUCUCCCGUUAGAGCAGUCCUCGGCGGCUAUGCCGAGGGCUCGGAGCGGCCGGCGGAGCAGGGGGGCCGGCGGGAGGGAGGAAACCUUCCUGCGAGUGCGAGCCAACCGGCAGACCCGACUGAAUGCUCGGAUUGGGAAAAUGAAACGGAGGAAGCAAGAUGAAGGGCAGGUAUGUCCCCUGUGCAACCGCCCCCUGGCAGGAUCGGAGCAGGAGAUGAGUAGGCAUGUGGAGCAUUGCCUUUCUAAGAGGGAAGGCUCCUGCCUGGCGGAGGAGGAUGCUGUGGACAUCGAGCAUGAGAACAGCAACCGCUUUGAGGAGUAUGAGUGGUGCGGGCAGAAGCGGAUAAGGGCCACCACUCUCCUGGAAGGUGGCUUCCGAGGCUCUGGCUUCAUCAUGUGCAGCGGCAAAGAGAACCCGGACAGUGAUGCUGACUUGGAUGUGGAUGGGGAUGACACUCUGGAGUAUGGGAAGCCACAAUACACGGAGGCUGACGUCAUCCCCUGCACAGGCGAGGAGCCUGGUGAAGCCAAGGAGAGAGAGGCACUCCGGGGCGCAGUCCUAAAUGGUGGCCCUCCCAGCACACGCAUCACACCUGAGUUCUCUAAAUGGGCCAGUGACGCAGAGAUGCCAUCCACCAGCAAUGGUGAGAGCAGCAAGCAGGAGGCCAUGCAGAAGACCUGCAAGAACAGCGACAUCGAGAAAAUCACCGAAGAUUCAGCUGUGACGACAUUUGAAGCCCUGAAGGCUCGGGUCCGGGAGCUUGAACGGCAGCUAUCUCGUGGGGACCGCUACAAAUGCCUCAUCUGCAUGGACUCGUACUCGAUGCCCCUAACGUCCAUCCAGUGUUGGCAUGUGCACUGCGAGGAGUGCUGGCUGCGGACCCUGGGUGCCAAGAAGCUCUGCCCUCAGUGCAACACGAUCACAGCGCCUGGAGACCUACGGAGGAUCUACUUGUGAGCUUGCUAACCCCAGCAGGCCUUGCCUCGGGCAGCCCCACUUGCCCCCAGCCUCUGUGACAGUGACCCUCUCCCCUUGUACAUACUUGCACACAGGUUCCCCAUGUAUAUACAUGCACUCUCACACACACACACAUACAUACACACACACACACACACACACACACACACACAACGACUCUGGAGCCAGAGGUGAACCUGAGGCCCAGGCCCUGCCUGCUGGCCCCCACCAGAAUUGAGGACCAUACCUGUUCCAGGCUCUUCCCAGGGUGGGACGGAGGGUGGGGAGAGUAAAGGGGCAAGUUUCCUGAGAUCCAGCCCCUAGACUGACAGACGGACAGACAUGCAAACACCAGACUGAAGCACAUGUAAUAUAGACCGUGUAUGUUUACAAUGUUGUGUAUAAAUGGGACAAUUCCUCCCCCUCCGCCCUCCCUUACCCCUUGGGUUGUAUGAUUUUUUUCUUUUUUUAAGAACACCUGAAGCAGUGCCUCCUUUAGGGUUGGCUGGGGGCUCGGCCCAUCCACCUCUUGGGGUGCCUGCUCCCCUCCCCCCCCCAGCGGUGUCCCUUUCCUCUCCCAUGUGCUCAGUGUUCAGUGGUGUAUAUUUUUUCUCCCAGACAUGGGACACAUGCCCCGAGGGACAUGAUCCUCUCCUUAGUCUUAGCUCAUGGCGCUCUUUAUAAGGCGUUGGAGUGGUGCAGGAAAUGGGAACUGAGCUGAUGCAGGGGCUGAUAUUGGGGCUGGAUGAGGGUGCUCCUGGCUGCCAGCCUUCUGCCAAGAACUAUUCCUGGACUUAAAGCUGCUGUUCCCAGGGAAGAGUGUCUCUCCCCCCCACGUGCCCCAUGGUGUGAUGCUGUGUCUGUAUAUUCUAUACAAAGGUACUUGUCCUUUCCCUUUGUAAACUACGUUUGACAUGGAUUAAACCAGUAUAAACA